Messenger RNA from Aphanomyces astaci, 1260 nucleotides. RefSeq lists its product as hypothetical. The coding region runs from base 1 to 1260 and encodes 419 amino acids. The transcript has 6 exons. NCBI's taxonomy places the organism in Eukaryota, Oomycota, Saprolegniomycetes, Saprolegniales, Verrucalvaceae. The record is from RefSeq and is a predicted model, not a curated record.
AUGGGCGUCGACACCGCCCCGCUCGUGGCCAUGCCGCCAAUGUCGUGGGCUCACCAGCCAGCAUUUCGAACCAAGGGCGAGCUGUUGCAGGGGCGACGGAAAGAAAAUCUGCGCGUGGCAUCCAAGUUUUCCACCGAACAUGGGGGGACCAAGGCCAAAAGCAACGGCCGGCGCUAUGUCAUGAGUGGCGCCAUGCACCCACGUCCGCAUAUUUCUACGCUAGAGCGUGGACAGGUGGACCACAUCGUGUUCGACGACGACGAGGACCGAACGCCGACCAAGACGAGGUCCGAGUUGCAUCACAGCAGGCGGGAAGCCGACUUGAGGCAGCUCCAGUCGGUGUAUCGCAGCGCAGGCAGUGGGGAACCCCAGCAAACCUCUCCCCCGUUAGAGUCGAUAAAAAUGUCCAAAGCAGACAAGGCGCAGCGAUUGAAAGACCGCGCCGGUCGCACGCGCACCAACAUCCAAGCCGAACGCGCUCAGGAAAGAGUAAGCAUCAAUCAGAUUUACCAAGCGCUGCUGGCACAAGCUCCAGUUGUCGUCGAAGCCCAAGCGAGGACGGCCGCGAUCGAGUGGUGGAAGAGGGAGCCUGGCUAUGUUGAGGACCCGUCAGGGAUGGUCGCAGCGUCGCAUCGCGUGCGCAAAAGCACUAGCCACGAACUCAAGUUUGACGGAAGCAAGACCAGGACAGUGACGGUUGAGGAGCUGCUGGAGAAGCGAGCCAAGUGUAGCCAAAUUCCAGGCAAAAUCACGCAGACGACAUUUCGGCCGUCCACAGCCGGCGCGCGCGUGCCACACAACGUCAAGUGGACCAACGCGAUCAUUCAGUUUUCCAGAACACCGACCGAAAACGCCGAGCUCAUGGACAAAUACGACUUAAAGUUCAAAGGGCCACUGGACAGUAGCUUCACCAAAGACAAGCUGUUCCGCGAAGACCGGAUCAAGGGCUUGCCACAACGUGUGCCGACUCCCCCGGUCAAUCCACAUGCUAUCGACAGAUCUGCGAAAGCCACAAACAAACUGUUGGCGGACUGUGCGUCGAAACGACUGGCGUUGAACGCGCGAAAGGCGGCGCGAGGCUCGUCCAGUGCCCGCGUGGAGGCCCAAGUGCUACAGCCCACGUAUUCGAAAGCAGUCACGUCGGCACCUGCGUCCACGGUACGCGCGAGCGGCUUUGACCACAUCGACGUGGAUCGGAUAUUGCACUGGAACGCGAAUGCGUCCGUGGACUUGGCAAUCAAAAAACAUGGCUUAAGUUAA